Molecule: messenger RNA, 1939 nt
Organism: Hibiscus syriacus
Lineage: Eukaryota; Viridiplantae; Streptophyta; Magnoliopsida; Malvales; Malvaceae
Product: plant intracellular Ras-group-related LRR protein 9-like
Exons: 4
Coding region: 118-1659 (513 amino acids)
Molecular function (GO): protein binding
Source: RefSeq, a predicted model, not a curated record
UAUGAAAACAGCUGAGAAGUGAAAACUUGGGAAUCUCCCAUCUUCACUGUGUAAAGCUUCUGAAAGCCAAAACUGGCAUUGGUUUUUUCCCCUUCCCCAAAUCCUCCGUCCCUGAAAAUGGAUUCCCACCUGAAAAAAUACGCGCUCCUUUCCUACGUUUUGUCCCGCCUCCCUUCCAUCUCAUCCUCCAAACCUCACUACGAUCCUCUCGUCGACCUCGAACAACCACCGCCGACCGACACCUCCUUCUGCGCCAAUCUGCCCUCAAUCGUUGAAGAGAUGCCCAGCCUUUCCAAUCCCAAAGUCAUCGCUGCCAUGACCCAUGCUAUCUUCGACGUCGCCGAAACCCGCUCCGUUCUCCAGACCCUCGGCCCACGACCUGACCACGAAUCCGUCGACAUGGCUCGCUCCAAGCUCGCAGAGAUCGAGUGUGGCCUUUCCGAAUCCCUGGGAGAACUGGUCCUCUCUCCUCGACCCGCCGAGGUGCAUCAAGCCGAGUGGCGCGCCAACUUGGCCGAGAAAGAGCAACAGAUUCGACAAGAAGCCGAAAAAGAAAAAUCUAUGCACAAAUCGAUAUUGCAAUUGGACGAAAUGCACGAGGCGUACGGCAAGCUUGUGAAGCAAGCGGAGGAGAGGCUGGUUAUGAUUUAUGAGAAGGCGGGAGAAGUGGAGGAGAAUUUGGAGCAAAUUGAGGACACCAAUCCGGAGGUUGUUGGGAUACUGGAGGAAGUUCAAGGGAAAGGAUUAGAAAGAGUUGAUUUGUGUGGAAGGAAGCUCAGGUUUUUGCCUGAAGCCUUUGGGAAGAUUAGUGGUUUGCUUUCCCUUAAUCUUUCCGGUAAUCAGCUUGAGGUUAUUCCUGACUCGCUUGCUGGAUUACAAAAACUUGAGGAGCUUAAUGUUUCCUCGAAUCUUCUGCAGUCUAUGCCAGAUUCAAUUGGAUUGCUUCCAAACUUGAAAAUAUUGGAUGUCUCGGGAAAUAAAUUGAAUGCCUUACCUGAUUCCAUUUGUCAAUGCAGGUCUUUGAUAGAGUUGGAUGUGAGCUUCAACUCCCUCUUGUACUUGCCAACUAAACUUGGGAAUGAAUUGGGGAAUCUACAAAGGCUGUCAGUUUAUUUGAACAAACUCCGGUCCCUUCCGACUUCUAUUUGUAAGAUGAGGUCUUUGCGUUUUCUGGAUGCCCACUUCAAUGAACUCCGUGGUCUUCCUGAUGAAAUUGGGAGAUUGACAAAUCUUGAGGUACUCAACGUGAGGUGCAAUUUCUCUGAUAUGACAGAACUUCCUGAGUCACUUGGUGAAUUGAUCAAUCUUAAAGAGCUUGAUAUCAGUAACAACCAAAUCAAUGCUCUUCCUGAUUCAUUUGGCCGGCUCGACAAGCUGACGAAACUGAAUUUGGAUCAAAAUCCUCUUGUUGCUCCACCUAAGGAAAUAGUAAAGCAAGGGGUUGAUGCUGUGAAGAUUUUCAUGGCUAAUAGGUGGGCUGACAAACUUGCUGAGGAAGAAAGAAAGAUCAUGAUGGAAGUAAAUGAAGUGCAAGAGACUGGGUGGUUGACACGCGGUGCCUCUUUCUUGAAGAGCUAUGCUUCCAUUGUCGGUGGGACUGUAUCAGGGUACAUUGGACCUGCUGCUCCCAGGGACCCGGUUCUGGAUGAGGAGCGAUGAUUUCAGUCACCUUCGAUUUGCUGCCAAUUUCAGAAAAUAAAUUGUGAAGAACCUCGAUAUAUUAUCGGGGUACCUUGGAGCUCCUCCUCCUCGGGACCAGAACCUACUAUGGAUGAGGAGGGAUGAUUUCAGUUCACCUUCAAGUUUCUGUCAAUUCCAAUUAUUCGAGCUUCAACAAUUCCAGCAUUAGGCCAGGGUUGAAAAUCUAACAGAUUGGGUUCUUGUUUGAUAUUUGAGAUUCUGGAUUGCAAGAAAAUAAAUUGGAAAGAACCGUGUUAUG